GCUCUCAUGAGAGAAAGCGAAACUUAAUUCUUAAACAGAAAUUUUGGUGGAUUUAUAAAAUGGCUUCGAACAGAGAUGGCUGGCGAAAAUAUCCCAGGGUGAAGCUUCGAGACAUGGGACACGAUCUGCAUGCAGCGACCUUAAUGUGGGCUCUGAUCUCCUGCAGUCUCUUCUGCCUAGCAGGUUCUUUUGACGUGACCAUAUUUAAAAAUCCAAUGGAAGUGCUAUUAGACACAGCAGUUAGGCUGGAGUGCAAAAUAACUAACUAUGGCUCAGAUACACUUAACCUUGACAAUCUGGCUGUGCAGUGGUUGUUCUCUUACAAGAACAUGACUAAGAAAGAAAUCUACGUGUUCAAUGGAGGAAAACAUAUUUCAAAGAAAGCAGGAGUAAGGAUGUCAGACGACCUCUUAAAACUAGGAGAUGCAACCCUUGAACUUUUGAGAGUACAAUUUGAAGACGAGGGACAGUACACGUGUGCUAUAUUUAUUACCCCUUCUAAAGUAGAAAAAUCUGCAUCAAUCCUGGUGUCAGUUAAACCAAGAGUCAGCUUGUCCACAAAACACUUUACUGUGGUGAGCGGUUCAGAGGGCUCUGUGAGGUGCAACAUUAUCAGGUUUUAUCCCCAGGAAUACACUAUCAAGUGGGUCAAGAUCUUAUCGGGAAGCACUGAGACAGUUGUCAAUGAUAUCUGCACAGGUGUUCCAGUGCCUGACAAAGAUGGAACGUUCAAUGUGUCCAGUGUGAUACGGAUUGAACCAACAAUGGUUGACAAUGGGGCCAUCUACAAGUGUGAGGUUCGGCACAAAACAUUUAGUAGCCCAUGGAUAACAGAGGCCAAACUCACCGUGAAAGAACCAGAGAAAACAUCGGGAGGAGCGAUUGCUGGGGCUAUAAUUGGAACCUUGAUCCUGAGCACGUUGGCAUUUGCUGGACUGUUCUUCGUUUAUACAACACGUUUUAAAAAAGUUUCUCCAAAAUUCACUAAAAUCAGCAAACCUGCCACUAUUAGACACCAAGAAGAAGCCUUAAUAAGUUGCCAAGUUAUUGGUUUUAGACCGGUUAAGAUUUCCAUCACUUUAUGGGUCAAAAGAAGCGAACAGGAAAAGAAGAAAAUUUAUUGUUGGAGCAAUACUAUGUUGAAAAAUCCUGAUGAGGAAGCGAAUCUUCUCUCAAAUGGAAAGGGCUGUUGUGAUGAAUCCUUUACUCCCAAUUUCUCACUUACUAGUUUGAAAGAUGGGAAUUCCACUGUGAAUUGUGUCAUUAAAAUGUGGCCCGACAUGUACAGCGAUAACGGGAUGGAAUUAACCUUUGAAGUGCAGCAUGAAACUCUUUGGAUUGCGAUGGAGGAGAAGAUAACUCUGGAGGUCGUUGGAGUUCCACCGAAGAUUUCGGACAUUUUGCUGCCACCUCGCAUCAUUCACAAUGAGCUGGUGUCCUUGGCCUGUUCCAUCAAUGGAUUUAAACCAAAACCAUUGAAAAUCAUUUGGUACCAACUCUGGGGUGCUGGCAACAAGAAAGAAAUUGCUUACCUCGACAAAGACACAAAGAGGUUGCUCGAAACCAACCCCAGUCAGACGAAUAAGUUUAACCAUUACAUCAGUGAGAUGCAGUAUGAGGAUAAAACAUAUAGCGUCAUCAGUGUAUUGAAUAUUAUACCAGAUAUUCAGGAAGACAUGGGAAUAAAGUAUGUUUGUGAGGUGCAUCAUGAGGCCACUGACAAGGUUGAAAAAAGAGAAACUAAGCUGGAUAUUAAAGGCACACCCAAACUGGAGCAGAUUCAGUCAGUCCCCAAAACACCAGUGGCAGGAGAGUCUUUGAAAUUAAGCUGCCGGGUCAAUUUCUUUUACCCCAAAACAAUCAGAGCUGAAUGGUUUAAGGACAAUGAGCAGAACCCAUUAGAAUCGGAAGAUAGUGAGCCUAUGUUGGGAAACAAUGCGUUGUUCUAUUUUACAUCUAACAUGACGACUGUAGCCACGAGAAAGGAUGUUGACAGCAAGUAUGUUUGUAAAAUGUACCACGAGAGCCUAACAGAACCGGCGGAGAUCCAUUGGGUUCUUGACCGUUUGGUAUCUGCGCCCAAACUGAUGGAGAUUGAAAUUGAUCCACCCUCGCCGGAGGCAGGGAAAUCCGUUACUCUGUCCUGCAAGGCAUAUGACUUCUAUCCAAAGGAAAAUAAAAUUUCCUGGAUUCGGGGUUUCGAUAUAACAGGACAAAAAUUCGAAAGUGAAGAUACUGAACAAGAUUUGAGUACCGGACUGUAUUAUCGCAAGUCCAAGUGGACGUUCAUUCCAACAGAACUGGAUCAUGGCACUGAAUACACAAUGGAAAUUCUUCAUGUGGAAACCUCCAGUAAGCCACAGAGGAUCAGCCGGAUGUUGAACUUAAAGGGAAUCCCAUCAAUUUCCGACAUCAUACUUGAGCCGCCAGAGCCUGUGUAUGGCAAGGAACUUGUUCUCACCUGCAAUGUGAGCAACUUCACAACUCAGAGCAUCACAACAUCAUGGCUUAAGCAGAACAAUAAGAUCUACGAAGGGAUCACUAAUCAGGGUCCUGAUCCAGAUGAAGGUGGAUGCUAUCGGUUUUCUUCUAGCCUGAAACUGGUGCCAAAUGCCCAGGAUUACGAAAAGGAAUUUUCUUUCCGUGUCGAACAUAUGAAAUUUACCAAGCCAAUCGUGAAAAAUGCCUUUGUCAGUUUUCCAGCCUUUUCUCCGCAAGUGUCCAAAAUUAAAGUUGAUCCCGUGUCACCGCAAGUCAAUCAAGCAGUAUCACUGAGCAUUUCGCUGAGCAACUACGUACCCAGUGGUAUCACUGUGAAAUGGUUCAAAAAAUGGAAGCCUUACACAGGGACUGUGAUCAAUAGCCUUCCGCAAGUGGCUGAAAAUGGUCUCUUUUCUUCCAUUUCGAAGAUAGACUUUCAGGCCACUUUAGAUGAUCAGAAAUGCGAGUUCAGGUGUGAGGUCACUCACGAAGAAACAAAGGAGAUUCAGGAGAAGGAUUUCAUUUUGUGUAUCAGAGAUGGUGAUGAUGAUGAGGUGGAUGAACCUGUAUCUGAUGAAAUGAAAUCCGAUGAUGAAGCAGAGGACAUGGAUUUUGUCUCGGACAUCAGGUGUGAAACAGAAAAUCCGAAAGCUGGUCAGCCUGUUACUGUGGCCUGCACUAUUAAAGGGCACCCCAUGGACAGCACGCACAUCACUUGGUUUAAGGGUGUAUACCCUUAUGAAAAGGAAGAUGUUGUUAAAAAGAUAGCCCUUCCAGAUGGAAGUUUCAAGUGUGCACUAACUUUUACAGCAGAGAAGGAGGAUGAUGGAAUCCUAUUGCAAUGUGAUGUGAUGACUGAGAUGGACCCGAUUAGCAAAUUCUUUCAUCUGAAACUCAGUUGAAGCCUUGGAGCAAGCAUGCACCUUAUUUUAUGAAUCCGAAAGUGAAAUGUCAUUGUGCCUGUGUAUCAUGCUUGGACUCCUAAUCCUUAUUGUGACUUCGGAAAGAAAGCCUAAUGCAUUGAUAUAAUCUAGCUUUUAUAUUUUCUGUCUGGCAGUUGAUUUGCCUUGGUUUGGCUUGGAUGUCCCUGAGGAACUGAGUUUGUUUAGCAACUUUGAAAAUUGAAGUAAUUCUCUCUUCGCAUAAAUUGGGGGUAAGACUGGUGUGGAAUGAUGUAUAAACACCGGGACAGACUGGUUGGACCAAAGGGCCUGUUUCCGUGCUGUACAUUCUUUGCAGAUUUUUGCAAUUUAGAUUCAUUCAAUCUGCUUGAAAUGUAUGAUCAUUUGAAAUUAGAAAUUAAAGAAAUUUCAAAUGAAAACCUUCAUUUACUGCACCAAUAGCUACAGAGGGAUUUGGAAAGUGCUGGGGAAAUAAUUAUAGCAAGGAAGAAAAGUUAAGAACGAGGGCAGACUUCUUCACACAAAUGAAUUCAAUUUGCUUUGAACACUACUGUGCAGGUUCCACGCAACAGAGGGUUUGGAAGUUGAUUUUAGUGAGAAAAUCAAAAUCAUCUCUAGUAGUAGAUUAGAGGAAAAAUGUUCAACACUAAUUUUCCACUUGGAUUUGAAGAAAGAAUAAAAAUAUAAGAAUAGUUCUGAAUUAGAGUUCAGAUGGAGAUGCGAUUAACAACAACAACAGCAAAUUAUAUUUGAAUAGAGCCUUCCAUGUCAAGAGGAUUAAGGGUAAUGAUCGACUGGAACAGGAAAGAUGGUAGAGACCAGGUUGCAGUACUUAUUUAAUGUGAUGGGGAGACAGUGUGGUGGGUGUUCUGGAAAGAUGAAAUUGGAUGGGCCGAAGAGACUUCUUCAUCCAAACCAAUCUUGUGAUUUUGUGAUUAAAAAAUUAGAAGUUGAAAGGG
Molecule: messenger RNA, 4342 nt
Organism: Callorhinchus milii (elephant shark)
Lineage: Eukaryota; Metazoa; Chordata; Chondrichthyes; Chimaeriformes; Callorhinchidae
Exons: 12
Coding region: 60-3383 (1107 amino acids)
Source: RefSeq, a predicted model, not a curated record